This is a messenger RNA of Symbiodinium necroappetens, 573 nucleotides long. Lineage: Eukaryota; Dinophyceae; Suessiales; Symbiodiniaceae. The record is from the annotation of a GenBank genome assembly.
AUGCUUCCUUCCGAUGCUCUGCUUCGCAGCAAGAUUCGAUGUCUCGGCUUUGGGCUGAUUGUUGCCAGCCUGGUUAUGACAGGUCUGUUCGUCACGGUCAUGGCCAUGACUCCCUGGGAGUACCGCCGCAGGUACUCUGCACUGUUUAUCAUUCCGCUCGGCUGCACGGUUGUUGUGGGAACGAUUGCCCUGGUCUUUGACCGUCAGCCAGCACAGCAAGUGGAGCCGGCCAGGAUCCGAGAGCGCAAGUGCCUUUGGGCCUCGCAGACCUUCGAGGGAAUCGACGCUGACCGUCCUGAGCUACACUGCGUUUGCGUGAAGUGCGUGGAGGAUUCUGCCGAAUGGGUGGUGUCCAAGCAGCCCUCCAAAAGCCGAGCAAGCUGCGCCCAUUGUGCGACGACAUGCAGCUGCUGCCUGGAAGACUUCGUUCCUGACAGCCAUGUGGCCAUUCUGCCAUGUGGACAUGUCUUCCACGAGGAGUGUAUAGCCACCUGGUCCUUGUCUUUGUCGGCCUCGUCCUGCUUGUGUCCGACAUGCCGCGUGAGUUAUGGCUGGACUGAAGAAGAAGUCUAG